Gadus morhua (Atlantic cod) is the source of this 5046-nucleotide messenger RNA. RefSeq names its product TSC22 domain family 2 (gene tsc22d2). Bases 731 to 2662 code for a protein of 643 amino acids. Gene Ontology annotation, biological process: regulation of transcription by RNA polymerase II. The transcript has 3 exons. Lineage: Eukaryota; Metazoa; Chordata; Actinopteri; Gadiformes; Gadidae. The record is from RefSeq and is a predicted model, not a curated record.
CAGGGUGCACUUCGCUCUUGCCAUCUUGUCGAGUAGCGGUGGUGAGAGGAAAGAGAGGCAGUUAGCAUAUUAGCUCGCUGUGACUGCCACAGAAGUGAAGUGCAUAUCUGUCAGCUAGCCCUAGCAGCUCCUCAACGUGAAGUAUCCGCACAGCGAGAGGCUGAACUUUACAAGUUUAAGGAGCGUAUAUUCUCUAUAGCCCUCCUUUUGGACAUUGGAUGGACAAUAUCGGUUUGUUUACAUCAUGAUGUGGCACAUACUUGUACCAAGGUAAGGGGAAAUAACUAGCUAUCGUGGGCUAACUUAGCUGGUUAGCCGAACAUAUAUAUGCCUUGGCUGAAAAGGAGAGUGAGUUGAGAACAGGCCCGCCUGGGAUAAAAGUACUGGGAGCAGCUUGUGAUCCAGGAUUGCGACAGGGCCGUUCCUUCAACUCCAGAGCCGAGACUGUGUCCGAGGAGAAAGGCCAGCCGGGGUCUGGAAAGCCCCGGAGCCGAGACUCGAGUCUUGUCGCCGGUAGGUGUGGAAGUAUCCGAGCUGUACGGGGUGUAUCGAUCUAUCAUCUGCCAACGCCGGCAUACUUUAUCCACGUCGUAAGAGAGACCGAGGACGUGAACAUGUGGCCUACUUGUGUGUUUCAUAUUUUCCAACUGUGAAUUGCUCUGCGAUAAGUUAUUUUAAGUAGUUUUUUGUGUCUGGAGAUAGUCCACGUCGAUUCAGGUAGAUAUUCAACAUGUCGAAAAUGCCGGCAAAGAAGAAGAGCUGCUUCCAGAUCACGAGCGUGACCCAGGCUCAGGUUGCCGCCAGCAGCAUCACUGACGACACCGAGAGCCUGGAUGACCCGGACGAGUCCAGGACCGAGGACCUGUCUUCGGGGAUAUUUGACGGUUCUCGUGCCGACUUAGGGGUGUGUGACAGGAGUUCGUCGGAGGAAACCUUAAACAGCGUAGAAGCACACGAGAGUCAGCCUGCCUUAACAGGACCUGUCAACGGUGGCUUCUUUAUUAAAAGUAUUGUGACUGGUCAUGUCCCCUCCUCAGCCGUAGGAAGUGGGGUGCCCGUGGCGGCAACAAGUAAGCCCUCUGUUCUUAGCUCAUCCACCCAGUCGGCUACAGCGGUCACCACAGCCUCUCCUGCAGCUGUGCCUAGCGUGACUCAUACAGCCCCGGUGGCCACUAGCUCCAUAUCAACCGUGAGCUGUAGUUCCCGUUUUAGGGUCAUCAAACUCGACCAUGGUACAGGAGAGCCCUUUAGACGUGGCCGAUGGACGUGCACAGAGUUUUACGACCGUGAUUCUGAGGGUUCCAGCAUGAGCAGGACUGUUGACAGUAUAAAGCAAGCUGUGACCCUCGAUCACAGUAAGGACAGGGACAGCGGUUUCGGGGCCACUGGGAGCUCAGUGGUUGGCCCCAAUGCUGUCUCUACUCCGGAGACUGCUUCAGACAGCAGUGGGCAUCGGCAAAUCUCCCCAGUCUAUGGCCGAACCCCCCAGAUCGGGAGCGGAACAAGUGCCUUCCAACCCACGGGGCACUUGAACAUGACGCCCCAGCAGCAGGGCCAGGUGACUUUGCAGGCCGUUGCCGCUCAGAAUCUCCUCCCCGGUGUCCCCAACGGUGGCCCCCAAGAUGCCCUGUUGCAGAAAUCUCCCAUCAUGCCGCCUGUCACGCAGAACCACCAGGACGCAGCCUACUUUAACCAUCCCGCUAGCCUCUCAAACAGCCAGCAAGAGUAUUGCCAGCAGCACUUUGUCCCCCAAGGCUCAAGCACUCAGAACGCCCCCACGGCCUCGCACCCUGUGGGGCCUCUAGUCAGCCAGGGCCCCUCACCUGUCAUCACUUCAGCUGGCCCCACCGCCCAUGGAUCCCUGCUCCAGCCGGGCAGCGGGGGCCCCAUCGGUUCCACUCUUCCUGUCGGUGGCCUCCAGGAGGCCCAGUCCUUGGGGGGAGUGGGCGGCGCACCUGCACCUUCUGUCCCCGCCGCCGCCGCCUCUGCCACCCACAGCGGUGGCCUCUCCAACGUGCCUGCCACAGUGCCCAACAACACGCACACCCUGUCGGGCUUGCAUAGCCAGCCACUCUUCCCCGAAGGCCUUCCCCAGGGCUACCCCCCCAGCUUCAGCAGCCACGGAGCCGACGGCCGGAGGCAGUCGGACGCCCUACCUCAGCCCGCCGCCAGCGCCUUUCCAGGGAUGGACGGCGUGCGGCCUUUCAUCCCGGAGAGCCUCCGUCUGGUCACCCCCACCGUCAACAGCCUGUUUGGCAUCUCCAUCGCCAUGGAUGAAGACGAGGACAGUGCGUCUGGUGCCAGUUUAGUUGCCAUCGACAACAAGAUCGAACAGGCAAUGGACCUGGUCAAGAGCCACCUGAUGUACGCCGUCCGCGAGGAGGUGGAGGUGCUGAAGGAGCAGAUCAAGGAGCUGUACGAGCGGAACUCGAUGCUGGAGCGGGAGAACGCCGUGCUCAAGUCCCUGGCCAACACGGAGCAACUGGGCCAGCUGUCGAGCACGCAGAGUCCCGGCGGAGGCACCACCUCCCCCCCACAGCUGCAACACCUCCUGGGCGACAGCAACAACACCGCCCUCAACAACAACAACAACAACACCAACGCCAUGCAGCACGAAGGGGGUCCGAACAACCCCCAUCAGCCCAACGUCACCUCUGCGUGAUCCCGUUACCCACCCCUCGCCCGCCCGCCCGCCCCGCCGUUCCCGUGCACCCCUUGCAAAUUCCCGCCUUACUUAAGCAAGACGCAGCGCACCCAGCCGUGCCCUCCUCAGGCCGGAGUGCAGGCGGAGGACGUUGUCUGGAAGGAAGUAGAAAAGACCAUCAACCGCCGUCGUCCUCCCCGCUCCCUGAAGGGCGGCGGCCCCUCCCCGAGAGAGGGUCCGCUUCCGGGGGGCCCACGCCACGCCCCCUGAACGCACAGUCGAGCAUGGCCCCCUCCCUCCCCCCCCCCCCCCCCCCCCCCCCCCCCCCAUAAGUAUUGGUGAGCCCCCCUGCAGCAGAGCGCUGCCAGUGCAACGGAGAAAGGAGCAGCGACAACAACGUGAGCAGCAGCAGCAGCAGUGAGGUUCAGCCUGUUGUGGCAGGAGAAGAGGGGCUGAUGGAGGGGUGUGGAGGCCCUGGGGGGGUGGCUUGGUUUGUCUCACGGCGGAGGGUGGGAUCUGCUGCCAGCGGGCGCUCGACGCGGUGAGAGACGGGACUCCUCCUCUCGACAAAACAUCUCAAGGGGAGCCCCCCGGACUGUGUCUCUGUCUCUCUCUCUCUCUCUCUCUCUCUCUCUCUCUCUCUCUCUCUCUCUCUCUCUCUCUCUCUCUCUCUCUCUCUCUCUCUCUCUCUGUCUCUGUCUCUGUCUCUGUCUCUGUCUCUCUGUCUCUCUGUCUCUCUCUCUCUGCGCGCUCCUCCUCCGCCCAGAGCGAUCUUCACAGAGGCCAGGAGUGGGCAGGCUCGCCCGGAAGGGGGAGGAGCUAGUGGGCGUUUUUUGUUUUUUUUUGCCAAGAAGCACCACACUCUUUAAAAUGGGUUACUAUAUGUUCAAUAGUUCAGUUUUACUAUUUGCAUUUAUUUAUUUCAGGGCUGCUAUUUCCAUAAUGUAAACGAACAAUGUCACCGAAAACACUUCUUUUGGUAGACAAAAAUGACAAAUACAAUGUGAUCCUUUUGGUAUGGCAGACUUUCAAUUGGUAGUCCAUUGAAACAAGUAGACCCCAAGUAGGCAAUAAGUUCUGUAUUGAAGACAUUUUCCUUGCGAAAUAGUGCUAACACUAAAUACCAAUAUUAAAAGAUAUUAAUUCCAGGUUGAAUGUACAUUUUGUAAAGUGUAAAGUAUUAAAAAGGCUUGUACAGGAGAAUGCCUGUUCUUGAGAUAAGAAAUCUGUGAUGGGAUGUAUCCGCAAAGAAAGCUUACUUUUAUGAUAGUUUCUUUGUUUGACAACAGGGUAAAACUAGAAACGAUGAAUGACAUGCCAUAUAUUUCUCCCGACUUUUUAUGAUUCUACUCGUGCAGUUUCUGUGGGGCUGGAAGUGGGAGGUGGAGCUGACAAGCUGUGAAAAUGUAUUGACCUACUUUAUAACCAAAGAUGCAAAGCUGUGUAAGUCCUUUUAUUCCCCCUCCCUUUAUUUUUUUUUUUGCUGCACACAUUAUGUUUAUUUUCUACUCCUCUUUUCCCCCCUUUCACUCGAUUCUGUGGCUGUUUGGCACGUCGCGCUGUCGCUGGCUGGACGGUGUCAUGGAUCGGACCACUCUCUUACCUCAUGUUUCUAUCCAGCACCCUUUAGUUUGAUCUCAUGAUGUCAGUCAGUCAACAGCGGAGAAAGGUUACAAGGAUGGAAAAUGGAAUGGAGGUAGAAGGAGAUGGGAGGGGGGAAGGAGAGGAAAAAAGGGGCUGGUGAAAAGAUGACCGCUGAAGGAAAAGUCAGAACGACACCUUUCCUCCGCUGUUGAUGUAAAAGCUGUUUUGACCUUCAUACGGACAAUAAAGGGUUUAGUGAACAGACGUUAUCGUACGUUACCUACACUUAAAUUCUGAUUGUAGUCAACCAACGCAUAACUUACUAAAAACACCCCUCCCUUUAGAAUAAACCAACACACGACAAACCAAUUCAACAUCGUCAUUUUCUGAAAGGAAAGCCGUUAACCGCGGUUGGUCUCAUCACCCGGGCAGCGUGAAUCUGGGCCGAGUGAUGGGAUGUCAUGUGUGCGCUUCAUGUUUUCUUGUGCCUCCCGGUGAACCGUCCGCUUCUAGCAGGCGAGCUUGUUUCUUCUCUCAUUUGUGGCUUUGAACCAAACCAAAUAGGGCCGGUCAUUUGUACAAUCAGACCAUCUUUCCGCCGCACACACUUAAACAAGCUCCCUUUUUUCUGUGUGGGUUAUUCGGUUUGGUUUUUCCUUUUUUGGGGUGGGGGGUGGGGGGAGGAGUGGAGGUUCACAUGCCAAGUGUAUUGUGUGAAAGUGAUCACUGAGCCUUGGGGAAAGUUCUAUGAUGCCCUUGUAAUGUGCUUGUCGGACAAUUUUAGUUUAAAGUCAAAUAAAUAACUGUUUUAUUAAGAA